Messenger RNA from Salvia splendens (bonfire salvia), 846 nucleotides. RefSeq names its product translation machinery-associated protein 22. Gene Ontology annotation, biological process: translation reinitiation; formation of translation preinitiation complex. The transcript is spliced from 7 exons. The record is from RefSeq and is a predicted model, not a curated record. The coding region runs from base 60 to 617 and encodes 185 amino acids. Gene Ontology annotation, molecular function: mRNA binding; translation initiation factor activity. Lineage: Eukaryota; Viridiplantae; Streptophyta; Magnoliopsida; Lamiales; Lamiaceae.
UACUACAAUCUCAAAAAUUGAUUACCGCCCUAACUCACAGCAGUGUGUGUUGAUCAGUAAUGGCGGAGAAACCCCUACCAGUUCAGGUUCUCUACUGCGGCGUAUGCAGCUUGCCCGCUGAGUUCUGCGAAUUCGGACCCGAUUUUCAGAAAUGCAAGCCCUGGUUGAUCCAGAACGCCCCCCAACUUUAUCCGGAUCUCAUUAAAGAUGCUGGUGAGAAGGACGGAUUAUCUGAUCAGCUUCAGUCUACUUCUAUUUCCGAUGCAGGUUCUUUAAAACCCAAGGAAGAAGUCAAACGUCUGCCUGGUGGGAAGAUUAAAAAGAAGGAUAAACAAGAAGUUAUUAUUGAAAAGAUGACCCGUAACAAACGAAAAUGCAUAACUACAGUUAAAGGCCUAGAGCUUUUUGGUGUUAAACUAAAUGAUGCAUCAAAGAAGCUUGGCAAAAAAUUUGCCACUGGAGCUUCUGUAGUUAAGGGCCCUACUGAGAAGGAGCAAAUUGAUGUUCAAGGAGAUAUAUCCUAUGACUUAGUGGAGUUCAUAAUAGACACCUGGCCAGAUGUCCCAGAGACUGCAAUUUUCUUUAUUGAGGAUGGGAAAAAGGUGGCUGCCGCAUAGAUGCGAAAAGGCUAAAGAAAGGAGAUAUUGAAGAGAUGUGGCAAAAACAGACUUUGCCUUGUAGUUGACGAUUGCAUUGAACAAGUUUUUUUGCUUGUAUAGAGGUAGAACAAACUUUGCCUUUUUAUUUCUGUAUACACAUUCACUAAUCCAAUUGUACUUUGCUUAUUUAUUACGAACGACUAACUCUCAUAAUUAAAUCAAUUAAGGAAUCAAACUUUCAUUUAAA